Molecule: messenger RNA, 721 nt
Organism: Coccomyxa subellipsoidea C-169
Lineage: Eukaryota; Viridiplantae; Chlorophyta; Trebouxiophyceae; Coccomyxaceae
Exons: 6
Coding region: 45-491 (148 amino acids)
Cellular component (GO): nucleus
Molecular function (GO): RNA binding
Source: RefSeq, a predicted model, not a curated record
GGAGAGCAGGGCAGGGCCGCGCCCGAUGCGUUGCGAGAAACAUAAUGUCCCAGCAAACACACCCAGCCAGGAUUCAGGUAUCCACCAAUAAGAAGCCACUCUUCUUCUACGUCAACUUGGCAAAGCGAUUCCUCCAGGAGCAUGGAGAAGUGCAACUCUCUGCGCUUGGACUUGCCAUCUCCUCCAUGGUGACAGUGGCUGAGAUCCUGAAGAGCGGGCAGUGGGCGGUCGAGAAAAAGAUCACCACGGGGCUGGACACGACAGAGGAAGAGGGGCGUGAUCGGCCGAUGCAGAAGGCAAAGAUGGAAAUCAUCCUGACCAAGUCGCCGCACUUUGACGAGCUGAUGGCGGCCUCAGCAUCACAGCAGCACAGCGGCAGCAGCGGUCCACAGGCGCCUGGUGGGCACCCACCAGGCAUGGGGCCUUCCAGCCAACCACAGGGCGGGGAGCCAUCCGAGGUCCAGGGCAUGCAAAACCUGUUGCUACAGUAGCCCUACGGGCGCUGUACCUAGCUGCCGGCCUUAACGCGAUGGAUAGCACCGGGCCGCUGGGCGAAGUUGUAGAUCGUCAAGCAGCCAAGCUGCAGCGCCUCCCGGACGCCCACUGUACCAAAUUCUUCUAGGGGAGCGCGCUGCAACCCGCGCCGCUGCUGCGAGUGGCUGGGGCCAUUUCUGUUCACUGUGCGGUUUGUGUUAUGUUGACGGGCGGCCCUGCAGCGGAG